CGGGUUAUUUGGAUGAUUAUUUUGUAUGAACUUCUCCACCGAGCAUUCGCGAUCUUGUGACAUUGUACAACUAUGGAAGACGAAACUAAUCGCUGGGAACAAACAAAGAAAGCAUUGGGCGUUUUAGAGAGCACACUUGAAUGCCCUUUAUGCCAUAGUAUUUUAAAAGAUCCGUCGACUCUUGGGAACUGUGAUCAUUCAUUCUGCAGAUCCUGUGUUGGCAGCCAUCUUGGCAAUAGUUGCCCUGUGUGCAGCGCCCCCGCAUGGGUUAAAGACUUGCAGACAAACAGACAACUUACAAAUGUUGUACACCUUUGUAUGAAACUACAGAAGAUUGUGAAAGGAAAUUAUAUCAAAAAAAAAGAAGAGAGAUCUGAUGAAGAUCAUGUUUCCGUGGAAACUUGUGAUGAUGCAGAUCUGAAUGAACACAUUGAAAACGAGAACACAUCUGAUAAAACUGUAAGAAACACUUCAAAUAAUGACUUGAAAGAUAACACUGAAAGUGAUUCUGAUGUUCACGAUGACAGUUGCCAUAGUGAUGAUACAGAGGAUGAGUUAGAAGAGGAAUAUUCUCCAGAUAAUGAUGAUAAAGAUGAUGAAGAUUUUGAACCUGCAUCAAACAGGAGGAGAAAACGGAACGUUGCUAAGAAACUAGAUAUAAAGGAAAAGAACUCACUGGUUCUGAGCCAAAAGAGCAAAACAAUGAUUGAGACCAAGUUUUCUUCUAAACACAGUAUUAUGAGAUAUACGGUUAAUCUGAGAGCAAGAGAAAGUAAGGUACCUGAAGUACAAAAUGUGAAAAACAAUCUACCGAGAAAAAAAGUUGUUGAUGCAAACAAUAGUGAUGUAUUUGACUUCAUAGCAUCUCCAACUAAACCUAAGCCUCUAGUUGGUCGAAUAGCCAGAGCAGUUAAAAAGCAAACUAUAGAAUCCUAUAAUAAACAAUGGAGUCUAAGAAACAGAAAUUGUACAAGGCGUACUGCUGAUAAAGAUGGUGACGCUGGUGAAAAUGAAAAAAGAGUAUCCUUCAGGGAAGUGGAUGAAAGUGUAUCCAGGCAACAAGAUGAUAAGUAUGAUGGCAGUCUUCAGGUUGAAAAAGAGAAUACAGAGAAUAAGGAAGAAUUAGGUGCAUCUGAUCAAUCAGUGAGAAGGAACGUCUCUGGUGAAAACAUCAAUAAGCAGCAUAUACUUAGAAAGAGGUUGAGUGAAGAAAAUGCUGAUGAUAUAACCGCAGAGAAGUUAUUAAAACCAGGUGUAGAGAUCACAGGUCAUUCAAAAAGACCCCAAAGGAAAGGGAGAAGAAGCCACGAGAAUACCCCUGCAACUGGAACACGUAAAUCAGUAUCUCCAAAAUCUAGUUUAUCAUCACCAGUUGGUAGGGAUAUUAACACUCCUGUGAGAAGAACACGUAGAUCAACUUCCCCUGGUUCCAGUCUGUCUUCACCACCAGGUAUAUGCAGUAAAUCCCCUGGUAAUAAAAUAAAGAGAAAUGCUAAGGGGGAAACAGCUUUACAUAUUGCCUCAAUUAAGGGUGACGCGAAAACAGUGAAAGAAUUAUUGGAAUCUGGUUUUGAGCCUAAUCUUAAAGACAAUGCUGGUUGGACACCUUUGCAUGAAGCUUGUAACCAUGGUUACAUAGAGAUUGUGACUUCGCUCCUGGAUCAUGGGGCCUUCAUCAACACUCCAGGUUAUGAGAAUGAUUCGCCAUUACACGACGCUUUGUACAACAGACAGCUCGAUAUUGUCAAGUUAUUGGUUCAGCGGGGAGCAUCUUUGGAUGUCAGAAAUAUUCAUGGAUUGACACCCUGGGACGUUGCCAAAAAUGAUGAUUUGAGAAAAGCACUGAACACUGUGCCUGUGUCUAUCACACCACAGAUGUCCUCGCCAAAGUUUGAAACCAUGUGUCGAUCUAAAAUGGUAGAUAUUGUCAUAGUUGGUACUGGUCUAAAGAGAGAGCAGAAAGCAAAGUUGGAUCACUGUGCUAAAUUACUGAAGGGCAAGGUGUUGGAUGAGUUUGAUGACUCAGUCAGUCACGUUGUAACUAGUUGUAAUGAAGAUGGGCAGUGUCCCAGAACUAUGAAAUAUUUACAGGCAAUCCUUCAUGGAAAAUGGAUUGUUAGUUUUGAUUGGGUUACAACCUGUCUAAAGAAGCAACAACUGGUGGAAGAACAGUACUUUGAAGUGACCGGCACCGUAACUCAUCCUUUUAGUCUCGGACCACGUAAAGCAAGAUUGAACCAUGAACAACAGUAUCCUGGACUUUUCAACGGCUGUCAUUUCUACUUCCAUGGCAAAUUUAAUUCACCUACGCCAGUGAAAGAAGACUUGAACCAGUUAGUAAAGUCUGGAGAUGGUAAAAUAUUACUACGUGAACCAAAGAUGGAUGACUGUAACAGCAGCCAGGAAGUACCGUACCAUGCUACACCAAACUCUGAUCUAUCGGAGUGCACACACUAUAUUAUACAUGAUCAUGAUGUGCAAAAGCCACCAAGCAAAAUACGGUCAAAAAAGUUACGAUCAGCAUCAGUAAAGUGGCUGAUGGAUUCUAUCUCUCAGUUUACAUUGCUGGAUAUCACAGACUAG
This is a messenger RNA of Saccoglossus kowalevskii, 2583 nucleotides long. RefSeq names its product BRCA1-associated RING domain protein 1-like. Gene Ontology annotation, molecular function: ubiquitin-protein transferase activity; protein binding. Gene Ontology annotation, biological process: protein K6-linked ubiquitination. The record is from RefSeq and is a predicted model, not a curated record. Lineage: Eukaryota; Metazoa; Hemichordata; Enteropneusta; Harrimaniidae. Gene Ontology annotation, cellular component: BRCA1-BARD1 complex; BRCA1-A complex.